UCAUUCAUUCACCACUCCCCACCACAGGGUAAAAACAGUGACUGCUAAAAGCUCGAGUACGUUUAGGCUUUUAGAUUAUCAUCACUUUCCUUUGAAGUCUUGACGACAACCUUUGUCCGACUUGGUCUUCAUUCUCUCGAAAUCAUUAUUCCUUGAUCACGAGAACGUAAUAUUCUUGCAGCUCUCUUUAAUUGCUUGUCAAUUAAUUUUCGUCACGAUGUCUGCUGCUGCUCCUAUCUCCGGCGCUGUUGACCAGCUUGCCGCCGACCUUGGCAACACCUCUCUUAACGGUGGUGAUGCUAAGCCUGCCUCUAUCAACACUAAUGUUGCUUCCGACGCUCACGGCGAUGAGGGUGAUGCCGCUGCCGCCACCCCCAGCUCCGCUCAGACCCCUCACCCCGCCGCAUCUGCCUCCCUCUACGUUGGCGAGCUUGACCCCUCGGUCACUGAAGCAAUGCUCUUCGAGCUCUUCUCUCAGAUAGGUUCUGUUGCCUCUAUUCGCGUUUGCCGUGACGCUGUCACGCGUCGUUCCCUCGGAUAUGCCUACGUCAACUACAACACGACUGCCGAUGGCGAGCGAGCUCUUGAAGAGCUUAACUAUACCCAGAUCAAGGGCCGCCCGUGCCGCAUUAUGUGGUCUCAACGUGACCCCAACCUGCGCAAGAGUGGACAGGGUAACAUCUUUAUCAAGAACCUCGAUGCUGCUAUCGAUAACAAGGCCCUUCAUGAUACCUUCGCUGCUUUUGGUAACAUUCUAAGCUGCAAAGUUGCCCAGGACGAGAAUGGCAACUCGAAGGGAUACGGGUUUGUGCAUUACGAGACAGACGAGGCUGCAGCUCAAGCUAUCAAGCACGUUAAUGGAAUGCUGCUUAACGAGAAGAAGGUCUACGUCGGCCAUCACAUCCCCAAGAAGGAUCGUCAGAGCAAGUUCGAAGAGAUGAAGGCGAACUUCACCAACGUUUACGUCAAGAAUAUUUCACCUGACGUUACCGAUGAUGAAUUCCGAGAGCUUUUUGAGAAGUUUGGGGACGUCACUUCGUCCUCGUUGGCCCGCGACAAUGAAGGAAAGUCUCGUGGCUUUGGCUUCGUUAAUUUCACUACUCACGAAAGCGCAGCUAAGGCAGUCGAUGACCUGAACGGCAACGACUUCCACGGUCAGGAUUUGUAUGUCGGUCGUGCUCAGAAGAAGCAUGAGCGCGAGGAGGAGCUGCGUAAAUCCUACGAGGCCGCCCGUCAGGAGAAGGCCAGCAAGUACCAAGGCGUGAAUCUUUACAUCAAGAACCUUGAUGAUGAUGUCGACGACGACAAGUUGCGCCAGAUGUUCUCGGAGUUUGGCCCUAUUACCUCCGCAAAGGUCAUGCGUGAUUCUGCUACCGAAUCUGAUGACGACAAGGAUGGCAAGGAUAAAGAGAACCAGAAGGAGGAAGUCGACGAGACCAAGGAGGAAGGUGAAAAGAAGGAGAAGAAGUCGGACAAGAAGCUUGGCAAGAGCAAGGGCUUUGGAUUUGUGUGCUUUGCUAACCCUGACGACGCCACGAAGGCUGUGGGUGAUAUGAACCAGCGCAUGAUCAACAACAAGCCUCUAUACGUAGCACUAGCUCAGCGAAAGGACGUUCGGAAGAGCCAGCUUGAGGCUAGUAUCCAAGCUCGCAACCAGCUCCGGAUGCAGCAGGCUGCGGCGGCGGCUGGCAUGCCCCAACAGUACAUGCAACCCCCCGUCUACUAUCCCCCCGGUCAGCAGCCAGGUUUCCCUCCCCAGGGCGGUCGUGGUAUGCCCUUCCCCGGAAUGGGUAUGCCCGGUGCUCAGGGAGGCCGUCCUGGACAGUUCAACCCUAACGCUUACGGAGGUCCCCAAGGUGGACGUGGCGGGCCUAUCCCACAGCUGCCUCCAAACAUGUAUAUCCCCGGUCAAUUCCCGCCUGGCGCUCCGUACGCCCAACCCGGAACUCCUCAAUUCAUAGCCGCAAUGGCACAAGUGCAGCAGGCCACGAUUGGAGGUGGUCGAGGCGUACCGGCCGGUCGUGGACCGAUGCAAGGCAUGCCGGGCAACAUGGGCAUUCCGGGCGGACCAGGUGGUAUUCCUGGCUACCCCCCCAACGCUCGACAGGGUGGCCCCGCUGGUCGUGGUGGACAGAACCAGCGGAAUGGUCAGGGUGGUCAGUUCCCGCCUCAGGGUGGACGUGGUGCCCCUAACCAACAAGUGGGCGGUGCUCCGAACGUGCAGCCGCAACAGCAGCAGCAGGAUCUAACCCCGGCCUCGCUUCUUCAUUCGCAGCUGCAGGCUCAGUCUAACAACCCCCAGCAGCAGAAGCAGAUGCUAGGUGAACUCAUCUUCCCUAAGAUCCAAGCUAUCCAACCCGAUCUGGCAGGCAAGAUUACCGGUAUGCUUUUAGAGAUGGACAAUGCUGAGCUGGUUAAUCUGAUCGAGGAUAACGGCGCUCUCCAAUCCAAAGUUGAGGAAGCCAUGGCUGUUUACGACGAAUAUGUCAAGACUCAAGGCUCUAACGACGUCGAGGCUGGAAAGAACGAGGAAAAGGCCGAGGAAAAGGCAUAAGCAAAUACGCAGAUGUCCACACCCCGAAGAUUUCUUCGACGUACUAUUCCGCCGGUAUGGAUUCCUCGUAAUGUCCGGAUGAUUUAGAGCGUCGAUUCUUUUUUCACGACGGGAUUCGGAAAAGUUAUGAUUUUGAUGGUUCAACGUCCUGGCGCGGACGAUACGGUAUUGAUUUUCUUCAUUCCUUUUCGCAUCUUAUCCUUCAUGCCCUCUACGACCAUCAUGUCUUUUUACGUCGGAAUGGAUCUCUUCCUCCUCUAGGUGCUGCCGCAUCUAGCGUCCGGCUCAAGAGAUAUUCUUCUCGUACUAUUUGCAUGUAUUGAUAGACUAUUUG
Daldinia vernicosa is the source of this 2888-nucleotide messenger RNA. RefSeq names its product polyadenylate binding protein. Gene Ontology annotation, cellular component: ribonucleoprotein complex. Gene Ontology annotation, molecular function: RNA binding. The coding region runs from base 218 to 2554 and encodes 778 amino acids. The record is from RefSeq and is a predicted model, not a curated record. The transcript is spliced from 3 exons. Lineage: Eukaryota; Fungi; Ascomycota; Sordariomycetes; Xylariales; Hypoxylaceae.